Messenger RNA from Branchiostoma floridae (Florida lancelet), 3440 nucleotides. RefSeq names its product rab-like protein 6. The record is from RefSeq and is a predicted model, not a curated record. Gene Ontology annotation, cellular component: nucleus; cytosol. Gene Ontology annotation, molecular function: GTP binding. Lineage: Eukaryota; Metazoa; Chordata; Leptocardii; Amphioxiformes; Branchiostomatidae.
AUGGAGUGUGGUCCAGCUAUCCGUACCCUGAGUGAACAGGGUGACCGUAACUGCCUGUUCCACCGACUACAGGGACACAAAUUUGUGGAGGAAUAUCUCCCUACUCAUGAACUACAGGUUGCCACCAUAGUUUGGAACUACAAAGCCACUGAUGACGUAGUAAAGGUUGAGGUGUGGGACGUCGUGGACAAAGCCAAGAAACGCAAGAAAUCGGACUCGCUCAAGCUAGAGAACGAUCCGGACCUAGCAGACGAGUUGGCGCAGGCUCUCGAUGCCGAAUUUCUCGACGUCUACAAGAACUGUAACGGCGUGAUAAUGAUGGUUGACAUCACCAAGCAGUGGACGUUCGAUUACGUGGCACGCGAGUUACCCAAAGUGCCCGCACACAUCCCCGUCUUGAUUCUGGCGAAUUUUCGCGACAUGGGCGAGCAUCGUGUCAUCAGCGCCGACCACCUCAUCUAUUGGAUCGAGGGGCUGGACAGACCGGAGGGUGCGGCGGACAUACGGUUCGCCGAGUCUUCCAUGAGGAACGGGUUCGGACUGAAGUAUCUCCACAAGUUCUUCAACAUCCCCUUUCUUCAGCUACAGAGGGAGACGUUGCUACGGCAACUCGACACAAACAAGCGGGACAUGAUGGCGAUGAUCGAGGAAAUCGGCAUCCACUCGGAAUCGGAGGAGCAGAAUUAUGACUUGUGUUGUGCGGUGGAGGACUUCGUUCCAGAUGAAGGUUUAGACAGCCGGUUUUUGGACGAACCGGAACCUUCCAAACCUGCACCGGUCUGGACUGCAGAUCCAGCAAAUAUGGAGGACUCGGACAGUGAUGUUGAAGGAAACCCCAUGGUGGCAGGCUUUGCAGAGGAGAUUGAUUCGGAGGAUGAGAUGCCGAAUCAGGCUCCUGCAAAAUUGGCGUCCACAAGUCUGGACAUCGACCUUUCCAGUGACGAAGACGAACCCGUGGUCGCCAAGGACGCAGACAUCACAGACUCCCUCAAACCCCUUUCUGACCCCUUCACUACAAAACCUCACACUGUGUCAAAUGAUGCAGAAGAGGUCCAAGAGACUGUCCAAUCAGACGGUGAUGAGGACACGAAUCAACCAAUCAUAGCUGCCGAUGUAGACAUUUCCAGUGAGGAUGAACAGAAGGGGCUUGAUGAUUGGUUAGGAGGAGGAGGAGGGGAGGGUAAAGUUGAUGCGUUGGUAUCAAAGGUAGAUGAUAUCAGCUUAGAUGGAGCAGAAGCUGCAGUAGAACUUAAGAAAGAGGAUUUCGAUUUCUUAGAGAAAGUCAGCAAGCCGUUGUCAGGACAAGAGUCGGGAGAAGGGGACAGGGAAGACAUGGGCCAGAAGAAGAAGAAGAAGAAAAAGAAAGAUCGCAGGAGUGAUGGAGAAGAUGAAGGUGAGAAGUCCCACAAGAAGAAACACAAGAAACACCGGGAGAGAGAGAAGGAGAAAGUGUCUGAUGAAGGAGAAGGGAAGAAGAAAAAGAAGAAGUACAAAAAGAAGGAAGUGGACGAAUUGGAAGAGUUUCUGGGGGGUGGGGUAGGUAAAGGGGGAGGGGGUGGGGAAGGGUACGAGAUAUUUUGAUUGGUAGCCAAGAGUCAUCUGAAGCAUACUGUACUUAGAAUAAGACAUAAUUUAAGAGAUGAUAAAAGCCAAAGUUUCUUACAAUGUCCUAGUCAAAUUUAUGUAUCACAAAGGUUUCCUCUUAAUACAAGAAUAGUAUACACAUGUUCAUAUAUGACAGUGUACCUUAUUGCAAACAAAUUGUUUUGUUGCUGUAAACAUAUAUUGGAGCACUGAUUGAAAGAGAGAUUUGAUGCCAAACUCAUUUGACAACAUAUCAUAUAAUAUGUAUAUUGUUGAAUGGCAUUCCUUGUAUUUGAUACAUUUCAUCCCAUGGCAUCCAAACUGUAUGAUACCCACUGAGGAUCAUACUAUGAUACCCACUGAGGAUCAUACAAAUAUACUUUAUGAUAGUAUGUCUUGUCUUUUUUGGCAAUGCCACAGGAGUGGAGGCAUUUUCCCACUUCUGAGGCCAAUGAAAAUAAAUGUCUCCAGUUAACCCACUGACCCUAGCAUAGACCUGCUGACCCUAGCGGUUUAGCUUAUCAAUAUAUUUUUGCUUGCCCAUGUAUAUCUGUAUCAUUACAAUGUGAUGUUGAAAAUUCCAGUGCCUGAUGUAUUUCAGUUUUACAUUGCUUAGAUGAAUUUGCUGCAUUACUUUGCCCUAAAUCUACUAAGAGAGAAAAAUUUCUUUAACCGUCAACACACCUUUUAUUUCCUGAGCCUGCCAACAGAGGAAUUAUACAGAUAUACUUUAUAAUGUAUUUUUUGGCAAUGCCUUAGGGGUGGAGACAUUUUACCACUACCAAUGCCUUCAUUUCUGCUCAAAGUAGGAUAGAUUAAUCACAAUUGUAUACUACUAUCAUUGUUAUGUUCUUUUGCCCUACCUACAUCAGUUGUAUGUCUGUUAAUGCCUUGAUUUUUGAUAAUGUUUGGCUUUUAGAAAUGCUUGGUAUUUAAUGUAGUUUUGAUAGUAUAGUGUUCUUACUAUCAUGAUGGUUUACAUUUGGCACAUGUGAUCUGAGUUGUAUGUAUAUACGCAGUAUGAUCCACAAUCAUAGCAAACUUUAACAGAGUUGUGGAAUGAUAUCUCUUAAGUUGAAAACCCAACAGUAAUGUGUUGCAGUAGGUAGAAGAUUUGGGUGAAUUAUUCUUCAUGCAUGACAAAAACUUCUUUUGCUGGACAGAAAUAACAUUUCGAGAACGCAAACUUAUUGAUCACCCCUCAUACAUGUACAUUGAAUGAACUGUAUUCUAAGAUUUGUCCAAGUGCGGUUUUAAAUGUAUUUGUGCAAGAUGCAUCAAUCCAAUAUUCUGCAUACAAACUUUGAUUUCUUUUGACCUCAGGAAAAAAGGAUGUUAGGAUAGUUAAUUUUGUGUGUGUGGCAAAAUUUCUGGUGUUCAAAUCCUUACACUACUUUUCAUAGGUGUUGUGUAAUGCUAGUUGACCUUUAUCCGUGUGGUAACCUAUAUCCAUUGUUUUUAAAAACAGUAUUUAGCGAUGUCAAGUCGAUGAAUAUCGGUUUCAAACUGCAAUGUUUUGAAAAUAUUUCAAUUUAAAACUACCGUCCAUUGAUGUGAACUUGAUGUCCCAAAGUACCCUUUUUUUGAAACUGAUAUUACCCCACAGAUAAAGGUGAACUAGUGUUAUGUGCAGUUUCUUUGCUAAAUACCAUAUUAAGGUACACAUUGAACUUUUGAAUGCCUCUUGCCUUGCUGCCUGUAGUGUUAUUUCAUAGCCUUUGAGUAUAUGUAGUUGAAUAAAAUGCAAGGCGACAAGGAACUGCACUUAUGAAUUUCAAAAUGAAUUUAGUAAGAUAAGUGACGGAAGCAGUACGAAUAUCUGUAUAUUGAUUGAAUAAAUUUUACUGCUGUUCAAG